Ananas comosus (pineapple) is the source of this 2529-nucleotide messenger RNA. Its product is annotated as protein ROOT PRIMORDIUM DEFECTIVE 1. Lineage: Eukaryota; Viridiplantae; Streptophyta; Magnoliopsida; Poales; Bromeliaceae. The record is from RefSeq and is a predicted model, not a curated record. Gene Ontology annotation, molecular function: RNA binding.
CUAUGAGUUGCAAGUUAAAAUAAUAUUUGAGCCCUUUGAGCCGCAUAACGCCCAUGAAUCGUAAGUUCAACGGAGUCAAGGCCAAAUCCUCGAACCGGUAUCUUCACGGCUAAACAAACCCUUCCCGUCUCCCCACUCACUCCUCUCGCGACCUUUUCCCCCGCCCAUGGCGCGGCGCCUCUCCGCCGUAAACCGAACGUUUCUCUCCAAUCUCUCUCCCUCCUCACCCCUCCCAAACCCUAACCCUAACCCUAACCUCUGCACCGCUUCAUCCGGCGCCGCCGCCGCCGCCGCGUCGAUCCUCCCCUUCCUGAGCUGCAAGCGCCGGAAGAAGCUCCGCAAGAAGAUCGCGAGCCCCCGCGUGGCCCCGAUCCAGCGCGAGCCCUCGCUCCGCGUCGACGCCCUCGACGUUGCCCUGGACCGCGACGCCGCGUUCCGGUUCCUCAACCGCGCCCGCUCCUUCCUCGCGCGCCUCCCCUCCGCUCCCUCCCCCUUCCCCGCCGCGGGCUCCCUCUUCCGCGAGCUCGGCUUCCCCCGCGGCCGCAAGGUCUCCCGCAACGCCCUCCGCCACCCCCUCCUCUUCCACCUCCCCCGCCUCCCCCCGGACUCCGUCCCCCACCUCGCCUUCACCCCUCUCAUGGACUCCCUCCUCGCCGAGGAGCGAGCCCUCUUCGACGCCCUCGAGCCCCGCCGCGUCCAGGCCGUGCGCAAGCUCCUCAUGCUCUCCGCGCGCCGCCGCGUCCCCCUCGCCAAGCUCCACCACUGCCGCGGCGUCCUCGGCCUCCCCGACGACUUCCGCGACCGCGUCCGCAAAUACCCCGACUGCUUCCGCGUCGCCGUCGACCCCGACGGGCGCCACGUCCUCGAGCUCGCCCGCUGGGACCCCGCCCUCGCCGUCAGCGCCCUCGAGCGCAGCUUCGUCGCCGACGAAUCCCGCGCGCGCCGGACGUUCAAAUUCCCGCUCCCGCACCGCAAGGCGUUGCCCCUCGACGAGGACGACGCGCAGCGGCUCGACUCGCUGACGACGCUCCCGCUGAUCUCGCCCUACUCGGACGGGUCGACGCUGACGCCGUGGUCGGUCGACGCCGAGAAGUAUCGGGUCGGCAUAAUCCACGAGUUCCUGAGCCUGACGCUGGAGAAGCGGGCGUCGAUCCACCACAUUGUGGAGUUCAAGGAGGAGUUCAGCCUCACGCGGCACACGUACCAGAUGCUGCUCAAGCAGCCGCGCGCCUUCUACCUCGCCGGCACGGAGAUGAACUGGACGGUGUUCCUGAGGGACGCCUAUGGCGACGACGGCGCGCUGAUCGACAAGGACCCGCAGGUCUUGUUCAACGAGAAGCUGGAGCGCUACGCUUCUUGCACCGCGGAGUCGGAUCCCGAAUGAAGGGACGGAUAAAUGAUGGAGGUGAUGAUGGUUCCAUUUUGGUCUCAAAUGCUCGUUGAGGCAUUAUUGUUUGGUAGGCACUGAUACGGAAGAUGUAUGGUGCGCGAGAGCUCUCUCGAUCUUAGAAGAGCUGAGCUGCUGAGCCUAAGAUUGGUUUCAGCUAGCCUUCUGAAUUCGUUCGCUUUUACCUGAUCGACAAUUUCAUCGGGUUGCCGAUCAGAACUAUCAGCUGCGAGUUGCCUUGUGCUCAGUUAAGCGGGACUUUGUUUUGCCAGAAACUGCCAAUGGGUAUGGAUUCGCAUCAGUUAUACUCUUAUUACCGCUCAGCAUUGUGAAUGAUGGUUGGGUGGGUCAUUUUACAUGUAAAUUGCAAUAAGAGAUCAGGCCCUGUUAUCCCCUUGCUUUUUUGGAGUUUGUGGAGAGACCAAAUCUACUUGCUAGUUUCGUUUAAUAUGAAUCUCAUCUGCUCUUGUAUUUACUCAGAGUAGUUGGUGCAAGUUUUCUGAGGUGAAGUACUUUAUAGCUACUCAUUGAUGUGAAAAAGUCUAAAAUGUAAUAGUCACGUAGAUAAUGUGGUGUCUCCGACUAAUUUUGUUCAGGUUUUAAGAUUUAUCCAUUCCAUUAUGACUUUUAGAAAAAUAUUUUUAUUAUACUUAUCUCUCGAACAGAAAAAUUUGAUUGAUUGGAAUAUAAAUUACGAGGUGUGACCGUCACAACACUAGACUUCCUUCACUAAUGCAGGCUUAAAAUGUCCUUUCGAUUGGUGCUCAUUUUGUUUUCAACCAUUAGAUUGAAAGAUUUUAUGUACUAGCUUGAUGAUUAUUUGGUGGUUUGUUCAACAAGUUUUAGUGAAGUACCUUUCAUCAUUAUUAUUAUUUUUUUCAAUUUUUGGUACGAUUCAUGAGUUAUUAGUAACCAGCUGAUGAACAAGUACAGCUUUAUCAUUAGCGUGGAAGUUGCAGGAGUCGUCGCUUUGAGAACAAUUUUAAGGGCCAGCCAAAAGAUAGAGACUUCUGAAUACUUUAUUGCAAGAUUGUUGUAACGCUUGUACAAUUAGUGAAUUAUUUCUUCGCAGUUGCAAAUUAAUUUCCCUGAACCUUCGAGUGACAAUGCCUUCAAGUUUAUAACAAAUCUCCAUAUUAUUA